GGCCGAGCAAGAUGGAGCACCAAUGGCCGGUCCUCUUUAUACGAUGUUGAAAGUUCAAACCCACUACCCUUUCCCUGUGGGGACGAUUUUUUGUCCGAUUCAAAUUCCCCUGUUGAAUGAUUGACAUUUCUAUUUCUACAAUUCCCGAUUCUCUCUCUCACACUAAUCAUUAUGGACCUUGCCGUUGCUCUCACCUCCGCCUUCCGGCCGGAAUAUUCUACUUUUCGCCGGAAAUUCCAUGGACCCGUUCCUUCUCCCAGGAGGAGGCGGCGAGUGGCGAUCGCCAUGGCGCUAAACAAGCCAAGAAUUGAAGGCGUGAGUGAUGAGCUCAACACUAUCGCUUCCCAGAACUUGGAUUUCGCCCCUGCCCGGAGAAGGGUCCGAUCCGCUUUCCUUUCUGUGCAGCAACACCUUGAUCAUCUCUUGUUCAAGAUGGCUCCAGCUGGGAUCAGAAUGGAGGAGUGGUAUGAACGGAAUUCAAAAGGUCAAGAAAUUUUCUGCAAAAGUUGGUUGCCAAAGCCCGGUGUACGUAUCAAAGGUUCUCUGUGUUUUUGUCAUGGAUACGGUGAUACUUGCACCUUCUUCUUUGAAGGCAUAGCUAAGUACAUUGCUGCUUCUGGAUAUGGUGUCUAUGCUGUUGAUCAUCCCGGUUUUGGUCUUUCUGAUGGCUUGCAUGGUUAUGUUCGUCAAUUUGAUGACAUAGUUGACAAUGCCAACGAACAGUUUCGAAAGAUUAAAGUCAGGCCAGAAGUACGAGGGCUUCCCCACUUCAUAUUCGGGCAGUCCAUGGGCGGUGCAAUUGCUUUAAAGGCUAUUUUGAAGGAACCGCUCGAAUGGGAUGGCAUUGUUCUUGUUGCACCGAUGUGUAAAAUUGCAGAGGAAAUGACACCUCCAGUCCCGCUUCAAAAGGCCUUGAUUCUUAUGUCCAAUUUUAUGCCGAAGGCGAAGUUAGUUCCGACACAAGAUUUGGCAGAACUCGCGUUCAGAGAGCCCGUGAAACGGAAACUGGCUCCAUACAAUGUGAUCUGUUACUCGGAUCGAACGCGUUUGAAGACUGCUGUAGAACUAUUGAACGCUACAAAAUACAUAGAAUCGCAACUGGAGAAGGUUUCAUCCCCGAUCCUCAUUCUUCAUGGCGCAUCUGACAGAGUGACGGAUCCUCGCAUAAGUCAGUUUCUCCACGAGAGGGCUUCGAGCAAGGACAAAACUCUCAAGCUUUAUGAAGGCGGCUAUCACUGCAUUCUCGAAGGGGAGCCCGAUGACCGGAUUUUAACUGUACUAAACGACAUCAUCUCUUGGCUUGAUUCUCAUUGCGGUGCAAAAUAGUCACAUCCCCUUUAGCCCUCUUUGUGAUCCUCCAUUUUAGUCCCUUUUAAGAGUGGUCUAUUUUGAGAGGGUGCCAUUGAUUUCUAGUUUCUAAUCUAAACUAAAAAGUUUAGGGAGUUGAAGAGAGAAAAUUGAUUGCUAAAUUCUUUUUGGGAGUAGUUUCCCCAACCUCUAAGGCAGGUAUAUAAACAUGAAGCAAGAAAACAAGUUUGUAUUAAUUGGCUUGUUUGCAUGUUUUCUUGUACAAUGUGAAACAUGGGAUUGGGAAAAUAUAUAAUACCAGUCUUUAUGAGGAUGUUUUCUGUUGUU
Messenger RNA from Ipomoea nil (Japanese morning glory), 1635 nucleotides. RefSeq names its product caffeoylshikimate esterase. The transcript has 8 exons. The record is from RefSeq and is a predicted model, not a curated record. Gene Ontology annotation, cellular component: membrane. NCBI's taxonomy places the organism in Eukaryota, Viridiplantae, Streptophyta, Magnoliopsida, Solanales, Convolvulaceae. The coding region runs from base 172 to 1326 and encodes 384 amino acids. Gene Ontology annotation, molecular function: lipase activity.